Messenger RNA from Labrus bergylta (ballan wrasse), 3339 nucleotides. The record is from RefSeq and is a predicted model, not a curated record. NCBI's taxonomy places the organism in Eukaryota, Metazoa, Chordata, Actinopteri, Labriformes, Labridae.
UCUUGGUCGUUUCAGUUUUUGCCCAAGGCGCAGCACUGCACAAACUGUUGUGAAGUCUUUGUCUAUGGAUUAUGAUGCUGAAGGCAGUUUGCCUGUAGACAGAGACUCAGACUAGCCGUUGUUGGAAAAGAGCUUCCUUUUUCAUUCUAAUUUAAGCUGGUUGACUCAGAGAAGAAGAAACUACAGAGCCUGUUGGUUCUUUUCUGGGGUUGAAUGAGAUUUCCCAAAUACCAGUGACAGAGGUGUGAGGCAGCAUCGCCUGGACCAGCCACACCCCCCCUGUCAGCCAUGCCACCGCCGGCAGACAUCGUGAAGGUGGCCAUCGAGUGGCCGGGGGCUUUCCCCAAACUCAUGGAGAUAGACCAGAAAAAGCCUCUGUCAGCCAUCAUUAAAGAAGUGUGCGAGGGGUGGUCAUUAGGGAACCAUGAAAACUUUGCUCUGCAGAUUGCUGACGCGACAAAUUUCUACAUCACAGAAAAGAAUCGCAAUGACAUUAAGAACGGCUCCAUCCUGCGCCUAACCACCUCCCCUUACCAGACUGCAGUCCAGCUUCAUGAGCGGAUCCAGUCGUCCAGCAUGGAUGCCAAGCUGGAGUCUCUGAAGGACCUGGCCAACGCGUCCCGGGACAUCACCUUUGCCCAAGAGUUCAUCAACCUGGACGGCAUUUCGCUACUCACUCAGAUGGUGGAGAGUGGAACAGAGCGUUAUCAGAAACUACAGAAGAUUAUGAAGCCCUGUUUUGGAGACCUGCUGUCCUUCACUCUGACGGCCUUUGUGGAGCUGAUGGACCACGGCAUCGUCUCCUGGGAUACAUUCUCUGUGGCCUUCAUCAAGAAGAUUGCCGGCUAUGUGAACAAAUCAGCCAUGGACACAGCUGUACUGCAGCGGUCGCUGGCCAUCCUGGAGUCCAUGGUGCUCAACAGUCAGGAUCUGUACCACAAGGUGGCGCAAGAGAUCACAAUUGGACAGCUCAUCCCACAUCUUCAGGGAACUGAUCAAGACAUUCAGACCUACACUAUUGCCGUCAUCAAUGCUCUCUUCCUCAAAGCUCCAGAGGAGAAGAGACAGGAGAUGGCCCACAUUCUUGCCCAGAAGCAGCUGCGUUCCAUCAUCCUCAGUAAUGUGAUCCGGAGCCCCACACCCAUCAAUGAUGAGAUGGCCCACCAGCUGUACGUGCUGCAGGUGCUCACCUUCAACCUGCUGGAGGACCGCAUGAUGACCAAGAUGGAUCCCCAGGACCAGGCUCAGAGGGACAUCAUCUUUGAGCUGCGGCGGAUCGCCUUCGACGUGGAGUGUGAGCCGAACAACAGCGGCAGCAUCGAGAAACGCAAGUCCAUGUACACGCGCGACUACAAGAAGCUGGGAUUCAUUAAUCAUGUGAAUCCAGCUGUGGAUUUCACUCAGAUCCCUCCGGGCAUGCUGGCUCUGGAUAACAUGUUGUAUUUUGCCAAGCACCACCAGGACUCCUACAUCAGGAUUGUCCUGGAGAACAGCAGUCGAGAGGACAAGCACGAGUGUCCGUUCGGCCGCAGCAGCAUCGAGCUCACCAAGAUGCUCUGUGAGAUCAUGAAAGUGGGCGAGCUUCCCAGUGAAAACUGUCACGACUUCCACCCCAUGUUCUUCACUCACGAUCGCUCCUUUGAGGAAUUCUUCUGCAUCUGCAUCCAGCUGCUCAACAAAACCUGGAAGGAGAUGAGAGCCACAAGUGAAGACUUCAACAAGGUUAUGCAGGUGGUAAGGGAACAGAUCAUGCGAGCGCUCACUCUCAAGCCUAAUUCCCUGGACCAGUUCAAGAGUCGCCUGCAGAACCUGAGCUACACAGAGAUCCUGAAGAUACGCCAGUCCGAGAGGAUGAAUCAGGAAGACUUCCAGUCCCGCCCCAUCCUGGAGCUGAGGGAGAAGAUCCAGCCUGAGAUCAUGGAGCUGAUCAAGCAGCAGAGGCUCAACAGGUUGUGUGAGGGAACCUGCUUCAGGAAAAUCAGCAGUCGCAGGAGGCAAGAUAAGUUUUGGUACUGUCGUCUGUCUCCGAAUCAUAAAGUCCUGCACUAUGGUGAUUUGGAGGAGAGCCCUCAGGGAGAAGUGCCCCAUGAUUCUUUGCAGGACAAAUUGCCCGUGGCUGAUAUCAAAGCUGUUAUCACCGGCAAAGACUGUCCUCACAUGAAGGAGAAGGGAGCCCUGAAGCAAAACAAGGAGGUGUUGGAGCUGGCCUUCUCUGUCCUCUAUGAGUCCGACGAGUAUUUAAACUUUAUUGCUCCUGACAAGCAUGAGUACUGCGUGUGGACAGACGGUCUAAACGCCCUCCUGGGUAAAGAGAUGACCAGCGAUUACACCAAAUCUGACAUGGACACCCUCCUCUCCAUGGAGAUGAAGCUCCGCCUUUUGGAUCUAGAGAACAUCCAGAUUCCUGAGGCCCCGCCCCCAAUUCCCAAAGAACCUAGCAACUAUGACUUUGUUUACGACUGUAACUAGACAACCGACUACCACGACCCCGAGCCCACCCAGCACCUACUGUUCUCACUGGACCGAUUCACUUUUGUUACAAACUGGAACAAAAACAAAACUCCUAACAUAUAAAAAAGUGAACUGUGACUAAAGGAAAAAAGGAUUUGUUCAACUAUUUUCCUCUUGCUUAUUGCAAUAAAAGAGAGAAAAUGGUGCGUGUUUAUAGGCAUCGCUACAGUUGAGGGAUUCAGGGUGGAUAAGGGGUCAUCAGGUUGGUAUGGAGAGGAGAAACCAGGAAGUACUUGUUCAGGCUGUCAUUGGUCGCCCUGCCUCUUCUUCCUCACUCUUCUCCUGUCUCCUGUUUGAAACAUUCACUUCCUCUUCUCAGCCAGGCGCUCACUGUCUUUUUGCUUGAAUAUUGCAGUAGAAAAAAUGCUUAGAAGUUCAAUUGAUACAGCUUUGUCGUUGUCCUUUUUUUCAUGUUUACUUCAUUAUUUUUCCUCAGGGCUUUUGUUGGUGGUUGGUGUAGUUCAGGAGCAGGAAGGGACAGGGGUUUGUCCCCACUUCUCCCGUAGUAUUUCCCAUCACAUUCUCAUGUACAGUAUCUGUGGCAGCUACAUGUUUCCAAGAGGCUAAUAAGGAAGGUUGAAGUACAUUUUAAGAUGAAUUCUCCUUACAAAUAGCUUCUUAUAUCCACUCUGUACUGCUACAUGUAUACUGAAGACUGUUAGAGUAAGUCAGUCCUCAAAUCCAACGCACUGUACUCCAGUAAAUAGCCUUUCUUUCCAAUAUUCUACUGUUCUUGUUAUAAUCCCGACACUGCUUACCGCAUAUUGUACACACAGACACAGUGGCUUUGCCGACACCACCUGAACAAAGCACCACCAUUGUGAAACA